GCAUCCGAGGGUGUUCCUGUGAAGUAUUUCGAGAACUUGGAGGAGCUGAUAGAUUUUUACAAGAAGGAAAACAUGGGUCUGGUGUGGCACCUCAAAUACCCAGUGCCACGGGAAGAGGAGGAGGCUGCGGAUGAAGCGGAGGAGGACGCUGACCUGGUACCCACGCCUCCUAUCCUGCCCCCGCGCAACAUCCUCAUGUCACUGCCGAGCAGCGAGGCAAAGGAGGUCCCUGCUCUCCCCGAAAACUCCCGGGUGGCAGACGUGAACAAGCUGUCCCUUUCCGAGACACUACUCCAGCGGCUGCAGUACCAGGACACCAGCAGCGUCUCUGACGAGCACCUGAAACUCAUCCAGGAUUACCUGCGCGUUCACAUCACCAGUGACUUCGAGAUGGUGCAGACGGGCUCGAGCAACCUUCCUCAGCUGAAGAAACUGCUAACAGCUCUUUGCAAAGGGCUCUUCAGCGAGGCCUCGAGGACGCUGCCGUCCCUGGAGUCCAUCCAGAAGGUGUUUGAGCAGCAGCUGCACCCCGGUCUCCACCAGCGCUCACAGAUGCUUGGUGAAGCCAGUCCAGUCAACAUCGUGCUGAAACUCAACCAGCUGAUCUCUUUGCUGUCUUCCAUUGAAGAAAAGGUGAAAACACUGCUGAUUGAAGGUCCUGAUUCAACACACCGGCGCUCCCUUAUCCCCCCUGUCACUUUUGAGGUGAAAGCUGACUCUCUGGGAAUUUUCUCAAAGAUACACCUCAAGGUUGACGUGGAAAUGGGAAAACUGGUUAUCAAGAGAGCUAAGGAUGGCCCAGAAGACAAGUUUUACACCCACAAGAAAAUCUUGCAGCUUAUCAAGUCCCAGAAGGUCCCUAACAAACUGGUGAUUGUGCUAGAGACAGAGAAAGAGAAGACGCAGCGGAAGGAGUAUGUUUUCUCCGAUUCCAAGAAGAGAGAAGGGUUCUGUCAGCUUCUGCAGCAGAUGAAGAAUAAACACUCGGAGCAACCAGAGCCGGACAUGAUCACCAUCUUCAUUGGCACCUGGAAUAUGGGUGCUGCGCCUCCCCCAAAGAAGAUCACCUCCUGGUUUCUCUCCAAGGGGCAGGGGAAGACCCGCGAUGACACUGCUGACUACAUUCCUCAUGACAUCUACGUGAUUGGCACCCAGGAGGAUCCCCAGGGGGAGAAGGAGUGGCUGGAGACCCUGCGGCAUUCCCUACAGGAAAUCACCAGCAUCAGCUUCAAAGUGAUAGCCAUCCAUACCCUCUGGAACAUCAGGAUCGUUGUGCUGGCCAAGCCCGAGCACGAGAACCGCAUCAGCCACAUCUGCACGGACAACGUGAAGACCGGCAUCGCGAACACGCUGGGUAAUAAAGGAGCUGUGGGGGUGUCAUUCAUGUUCAAUGGGACCUCCUUUGGGUUUGUUAACAGCCAUUUGACUUCAGGAAGCGAGAAGAAACACAGACGCAACCAGAACUACACGAGCAUCCUGCGCUUCCUGACGCUGGGAGAUAAGAAGCUGAGUCCGUUUAACAUCACUCACCGCUUUACUCAUCUGUUCUGGCUGGGAGACUUGAACUACCGCGUGGAGCAGCCCCCGACGGAAGCAGAGAACAUUAUCCAGAAGAUCAGGCAGCAGCAGUAUCCGGAGCUGCUGGCUUUCGACCAGCUCCUCAUAGAGAGGAAGGACCAAAAGGUGUUCCUGCAGUUCGAGGAAGAAGAGAUCACUUUUGCUCCCACCUACCGCUUCGAAAGGGGCACCCGGGAGAAGUACGCUUACACCAAGCAGAAAGCUACGGGGAUGAAGUACAAUUUGCCAUCCUGGUGUGAUCGAGUGCUCUGGAAAUCGUACCCCAUGGUGCACGUCGUGUGUCAGUCCUAUGGCUGCACCACCGACAUCACCACCAGCGACCACAGCCCCGUCUUUGCCACCUUCGAAGUGGGAGUCACCUCGCAGUUCGUCUCAAAGAACGACUCCAAGUACACGGAUUCCCAAGGGGAGAUAGAGUUCCUGCACUGCUACGCGACCCUGAAGACCAAGUCCCAGACCAAGUUCUACAUCGAGUUUCACUCUAGCUGCUUAGAAAGUUUUGUCAAGAGCCAGGAGGGGGAAAACGAGGAUGGGAACGAAGGGGAGCUCGUGGUCAAGUUCGUUGACGCGCUUCCAAAGCUGACCCCAAUUAUUUCAGACCCGGAAUACCUCCUGGAUCAACACAUCCUGAUCAGCGUCAAAUCAUCAGACAGCGAUGAAUCUUACGGGGAAGGCUGCAUCGCCCUGCGAAUAGAAGCAACCGAGUCCUUAGUUCCCAUCCACACCGUGCUGACACACCAUGGCGAGAAAACGGGGGUCUUCCAGGGUGAAAUCAAGUUACAGACAUCGCAAGGGAAACAGAGAGAAAAGCUGUAUGAUUUUGUCAAGAUUGAACGUGACGAAAUUGCUGGGCAGAAACCAAAGAACAUUGGCAGCUUAGAGCCCAGCAAAGACUGGGAUCAGACCAACAGAAAGUCCAAAUCUACUCAUCUGAUGGCCAGAGAGGCAGCAGCCAUUGCUCGCUACUGGGGGAGUGCUUCUUCUUCUCCAGACAACCCAGGAAAGGAGGAGAUGUUACGCAGCUCCACGCCCACAGACAUCAGCAACCCCAACUACCUGGGGAUGGCAGCUUUCUCUCAGCAGCCACCCGCAAGCAGCCAGCUCAAGCAGAUACCCUCCCCAGACCAGCCACCUUCUCUCUGGAGCUACGAGCAGCAGCCCAAGGACACCACCUCUGUAACGGGGCAGAAUCCGGCAUCCUCCACAUCGCCCUCCUUGUCGCCUCUGUCGCCAAAACCGCCCCUCCAGCCUGCAGUGAACAGGAGCAUCUCCAGUCGGAGUCAGGAGUACCUGCCUCCUGAACUGGGGAAAACCGCAGCAGAGCCUUUGCUUCAGGAGGAGGGACAGCAAAAGCCAGAGAUGUUUGAGAACCCGCUGUACGGCUCUAUGGGCUCCAAGGGCAAAGCAGCAGCCAAGAAAGAGCAGGACUACCCCAAGGCCUUGCGAAAAGAGCAGCUUCCACCGCCCGAGCAGAGCUUCCACCUCCCGAAGCCACAGGAGCCCGAGAGCUGCAAGGCCUCUGGCAAACAACCAUCGCCGCCUUUCCUGGUGCCCACGCCGCGGUUUCGGUCCUACACCUGCUCCGGCCAAGCCGAAGAGAAGAACGCAGGUGAAAAGACUCAGGGGAAGGCGAAGGUGACUGCACCAGCAGAAAACACAGCACCACUUAAAAAACUGGUGAAGCCGUCAAGGUCUGAGGUCGCCCCCAGCUCCCAGGGGCAGCAGAAGCCGCCCCUUCCCUCCAAGAGCCGGGCGGUGCUGGACAUGCAGAACCCCAAGGGCCGAGACUAUCGGGACAGCACGGAGCUGCCGCACUCCGGGAAGCACCGGACAGAGGAGGGACCAGUGGGCAGGACAGCCACACCGGUGUGUACCUGUGGGAGUGAGGCAGGGGGGCUUGAUUUGACCGUGGGGUCCCAGCAGAAUGAUACUGGAGUGGGACUGGUCUAA
Messenger RNA from Mesitornis unicolor (brown roatelo), 3528 nucleotides. RefSeq names its product inositol polyphosphate-5-phosphatase, 145kDa (gene INPP5D). The annotation marks the transcript as partial. Gene Ontology annotation, biological process: phosphatidylinositol dephosphorylation. The transcript is spliced from 25 exons. Gene Ontology annotation, molecular function: phosphatase activity. Lineage: Eukaryota; Metazoa; Chordata; Aves; Mesitornithiformes; Mesitornithidae. The record is from RefSeq and is a predicted model, not a curated record.